Arachis duranensis is the source of this 1239-nucleotide messenger RNA. Its product is annotated as homeobox-leucine zipper protein HAT5. Gene Ontology annotation, biological process: positive regulation of DNA-templated transcription. Gene Ontology annotation, molecular function: DNA-binding transcription factor activity, RNA polymerase II-specific; sequence-specific DNA binding. The record is from RefSeq and is a predicted model, not a curated record. Lineage: Eukaryota; Viridiplantae; Streptophyta; Magnoliopsida; Fabales; Fabaceae. The coding region runs from base 487 to 1239 and encodes 250 amino acids. Gene Ontology annotation, cellular component: nucleus. The transcript has 4 exons.
GAACAACUUUAGCCGCAAAAGACAGUUUACUAUAACACACAGAGUGACACACACAAACACUAACAGUCGCCGGAAAAUUCCAACUCCGGCCAUCAUCUCGGAGCAAAAAGCCUCCUUCUUCCGCGGCUACGUUGCCGAGAGUGAAACUGAAUAACAGAAAAGAGAGUGAGUUGGGUGGGUGGGAAAGAUUGGGAGGAAGCAGUGCAUGAUGGGAUUUUGCAUAUGCCCGUUAGAGACUCCUGCAAGGUUGCUUUGGACAACCAGCUUCUUCCGCCAUAAGCUCAUGAUCUUUUAAUCCCAACCCAUAAUCAUAAUAUUCACAACCACCUUCUAAUUCAAACUACUACUACUACUAUUACUACCUUGAAUUCUUAGUUACUUGCUACUACUAAGUUGCUAAGAUAAUAAGCAAACUCUUAAACACACACACACACAUCUUCUUUGUGAUCUCUAUUUGCUUCUCUUGUCUCUGUCUCUCUCUGAGUCAUGGAAUCUGGUGGGAGGCUUUUCUUUGAUCCAUCUGCUUGUAGGGGGAACAACAACAUGCUCUUCCUUGGCACUACUGCUGAUCUCGCUUUUCGAGGAAGGUCGAUCCUGAGCAUGGAUGAAAGCUCAAAGAGGCGACCUUUCUUCAGCUCACCGGAUGAUCUGUUUGAUGAUGAGUACUAUGAGGAGCAGCUUCCAGAAAAGAAGCGCCGCCUCACUUCCGAACAGGUCAAUCUGUUGGAGAAAAGCUUCGAGGAAGAGAACAAGCUGGAGCCAGAGAGGAAAACCCAGCUGGCGAAGAAGCUGGGGUUGCAGCCGAGGCAGGUGGCAGUGUGGUUCCAGAACCGCAGGGCUCGGUGGAAGACCAAGCAACUUGAAAGGGAUUAUGAUGUUCUCAAGGCUUCCUAUGAUUCCCUACUUUCAACAUAUGAUUCCAUUGUGAAGGAGAAUGAAAAGCUCAAAUCUGAGGUGGUAUCCUUGAAUGAAAAGCUUCAAUUGCAAGCUAAAGAUAUGCCAGGGGAGCCGAUAUCGGACAACAAAGCCGAACCGCUUCCAGUUGAGAUAGCUCAAAUCAUCAGCAUGAAAGUUGAGGAUCGGCUGAGCACUGGGAGUGUUGGAAGCGCCGUGGUUGAUGAGGGUAGUAGUCCACAGCUUGUUGUUGAGAGUGUUGAUUCAUACUUGAACCAAGAAGAAGGGGAGGUAUUGCGUUGGUGGGGUAAUAUUAUGUUGAAUAAUGCAGCAGUGCUUUUCUAA